This is a messenger RNA of Cavenderia fasciculata, 519 nucleotides long. RefSeq lists its product as uncharacterized. Lineage: Eukaryota; Evosea; Eumycetozoa; Acytosteliales; Cavenderiaceae. The record is from RefSeq and is a predicted model, not a curated record. The transcript has a single exon. Bases 1 to 519 code for a protein of 172 amino acids.
AUGACACCACUCUACCUAUACUUUAAAGGUGCUACUGGUGCAACCAAUCUUCCAUUUUAUUCUAUUACACAUACUCCAACCCGAGUCAUCUUUGAAAAAGAAUCAUCACAACAAUCCAUGGAAUCACCAUAUGUGUUGGUAUGUAAUUGCAAGAAUCUAUUUGAUCCCCAAACCUAUUUUAAAGAUUCUUCUAAAAGUGGUAAUAUUCAAGUUUUAAUCAAACACUUUUUAAAUGAUCAUCAACCAAGUCAUAAUCAUAUUCAAGAAUGGUAUACAAAUUUAAUGAAAGAAAUCUCUUCUUCUCUUCUUGACUCCUCGUCAACCGCCAUUCUUUUAUAUAUUACCAAUCAAAAGAUAUCGAAUCCAGAAAAGUUAAUAUCAGAAUUUAACCAAUAUUGUAAAGAUAAUAAUCUUGAAAAUAGAUAUUUAUUAUUGUUUGAUCAUGAUACCUUUCAAAUCUUUCUUUCACCAACUUUUUCUCAUCUCUUUAGAUCCUCCCUACAAAGAACAAAUAAAUAA